Messenger RNA from Halteromyces radiatus, 1605 nucleotides. RefSeq names its product FAD/NAD-P-binding domain-containing protein. Bases 104 to 1486 code for a protein of 460 amino acids. Lineage: Eukaryota; Fungi; Mucoromycota; Mucoromycetes; Mucorales; Cunninghamellaceae. The transcript is spliced from 18 exons. Gene Ontology annotation, molecular function: NADH dehydrogenase activity. The record is from RefSeq and is a predicted model, not a curated record.
UUUCCUGUUCAACGUUUUUUUUUUUUAUAUAUAUCUUUUUUGAUUUUUUUUUUUUUUACUUUUUAUUUAUUUUCUCACGUUAGAAAAAACAAAAAACAAAACUAUGUUGAAAGCACUUACUGGAUCUUCUCUUGUGAAGACAAGCACUUCAUCGCCACUUACACGUUACUUUGGUCAUUUGUCAAAGUCAAAAACCAAGACAUUGGGAAAAUCACAUGGACGAGUGAUCAUUCUUGGUUCUGGAUGGGCUGGAUAUCAACUUUUACGAAAGCUCAACAAGAAGGAUUAUGAAGUCACUGUCGUAUCUCCAAGAAACCAUUUUGUGUUUACACCUUUAUUAGCUAGUACGGCAGUCGGUACUUUGGAAUUCAGAGGUAUUGUUGAACCAGUCCGAGGCUAUUCAAAGGAUAUCGAUUAUCAUCAAGCUUGGGUAGAUGGGGUAGAUUUGAAACGUCAAGUGAUUCGCUGUACCUCCAACUUGGAAGAUAACAAAGGACAAGAAUUCGAAUUGGAUUAUGAUAAGUUAGUGAUUAGUGUUGGUGCUUAUGCUAAUACUUUCAACACUCCAGGAGUCAAGGAGCAUGGUAUCUUCUUGAAGGAUAUUUCUGAUGCUAAAAAGAUUCGUAAUCGAGUUCUCGAAUGUUUUGAAUAUGCUGCUCAGCCAGGCGUAUCCGAUCAAGAAAAAGCAGCUAAACUUCAUUUUGCGAUAAUAGGUGGGGGUGCGACGGGAGUUGAAUUCUCUUCUGAACUUUACGACUUUAUUUCUGAAGAUUUAUCUCGACUUUACCCUCAACUAAUGGACCAUACAAGAAUGACGGUGUAUGAUGUAGCACCAAGUAUCCUCAAUACAUUUGAUUCUAAAUUGGCGGAUUAUGCAACUAAAAAGUUUACCAGACGCGGCAUUCAAAUUAAAACUGGGACUCAUGUAGUACGAGUGGAAAAGGAUUAUGUAGAACUCAAAGAAGAAGGAAAAGUACCAUAUGGCAUGCUUAUUUGGUCAACCGGAUUAAGUGCUAAUCCAUUGGUAGAAUCGUUAAAAGAUAUUGCCAAAGAUGAACGUAGUCAUAGAAUAUUAACGAAUGAACAUUUACAAGUGUUGGACGAUGAAAAAAAGGAACCAUAUUCCAAUGUGUAUGCGUUAGGUGAUUGUGCUACCAUUCUUAAUCAGGAUUUACCAGCUACAGCUCAAGUGGCCAAUCAAAAAGCAAUCUAUUUGAGCAAAACGUUGAAUAAUGAAGUCAAAGGAAAACCAACUGAUCAAGGAUUUAGUUUCAAGAAUAUGGGUUCGAUGGCAUAUAUUGGAUCUUGGAAAGCAGUGGUAGAUAUGUCAGCUGUUCAUGAAGGAGCCACAGAAGGUGGGUUUUUGGCUUGGUUAUUUUGGAGAUCUGCUUACUUGAGCAUGACUGUCAGUGCUCGUAACAAGAUGCUUAUUCCUAUGUAUUGGUUUAGUGCGUUUCUAUUUGGUAGAGACGUUUCAAAGUUAUAGGAUAAGCUGGCGAUCAAAUUUUCCUUACCAAAAGUGACAACAUUCCUUCCUUUUUUUUUUUCUCCUCUCUUUUUUUUUUUUUUCUUUUUUAUCUAUUCUUCUUUUUUUCUUUUUUAUUU